AUGGAGGAAAACGAUCAAGCACAGGCAGUCCCACGUCUCUGCCGCAAGGGUUGUGGCUUUUAUGGGAGCCCAAAUUUCGACGGAUUUUGUUCGAAAUGUCAUCGUGACAUGCAGGCCACUGCGGAACAUGUUCAAACUGCUGUUAGUCUCUCUUCAUCUUCAGGUAAAGGCCUCGUUGAAGACAAACCCGAAACAACUGACUCUCAGGGACUUCUGAAGACGCCUGAUGAACAUAACUCCCUCGCCACUAACGAAACCAGUGUUGAAUCAAGUCCGUGCGAAAGCCCUUCGGCAGUACCGUCGGUAACUGAUCCCCUUGUUCUCGUCCCCAAACAGCCUACUGCGGCAUCCAGUGAGGCAAAUGCUGCAGUAGCCUCUCCAUCUGACGAUCCAGCUAAGCCUUGCUCGGCGUCGCCUGCGGCCUCGGAAGCAGCACCUAAAAAGCGUCUACGCUGCCUAAUGUGCAAUAAACGUGUUGGAUUGACAGGUUUCGGUUGCCGGUGCGGUGGCCUCUUUUGCACCCUCCAUCGUUACUCCGACACCCACGACUGUUCUUUCAACUAUCGCGAGUCUGGGCAGGCGGAUAUUCGCAAGGCAAAUCCCCAAGUGGUUUGCUCCAAAAUCACCAAAAUUUAA
Messenger RNA from Dibothriocephalus latus, 636 nucleotides. NCBI's taxonomy places the organism in Eukaryota, Metazoa, Platyhelminthes, Cestoda, Diphyllobothriidea, Diphyllobothriidae. The record is from the annotation of a GenBank genome assembly.